AUGAGCACUAAUCUUUAUUCCUCUCCAUUUUCACAGCUAUUUUGUAGGCUCCGAACUCACCAGUGGUGUUUUAUGCUCUUCAGUGUGGCCCUUUUCCACAUUUUGCUCUUCGGAGCCGAUCUGCUGGAAGAAUACUUCUUACAAGCCAUCCCCACCACUUACAUGGACAUGAAAGUUCUCAGAGCUCGGGAAAGAGCCCGGAUACUGGACAUGUCCUCCAUGAAAACCAACAUCUCCAAGGCUUACGUUCUUAGCAAAGCAGAAGCUUGCUCCAAACAUGAGAUCUUCCUGCUGGUUCUCAUUUUCAGUAGCCCUGAAAACCUGUCCAGGCGCAACGCGAUUCGAAAAACAUGGGCCAACGUGACCGACAUCCAAGGUUACACCACUCUGGCCUUGUUUGUGUUGGGUGAGCCGUCUUCAGCUAGAGCCCAAGUGGAGGUCAUCAAGGAAUCAGAGCAGGAACAGGAUCUAAUCCAAGGAAUCUUUCUUGAUACCCCAGAGAAUCAGACGCUGAAGAUCAAGAGGGCCAUAGAGUGGACCAUCACUUAUUGCCCCCAGGCCAGGUUCAUUCUCAAGGUAGAUCAGGAUAUGUUUGCCAACCUCCAAACCUUGGUUGAAUACUUGCUCAACUUAAGAACUCGCCCAGAAGACAUCUAUCUUGGGAGGGUGGUUCAUCAAAACGUCCCCAGCGGAGAAUCCCAAAACGGCACUUUUGUCUCCGUGAAAAAAUAUCCUGGACGGCACUAUCCUGACCACUGCAGUGCUACGGCCUUUGUCAUCUCGCAAGAUGUUGCUCGGAAGAUCUACAUAACGUCUGGAGAAGUUCCUCUUUCCCUACCGCCUGGCAUCUUUGUGGGUGUCUGUGCAAGAGCGGCCGGCGUGGUGCCCGUCCACAGCUCCCGCUUUUCUGGGGAAAGACGUAUCUGGUACAACCGAUGCUGCUAUCAAUAUAUUUUCACUUCCACUGUUUCGGAGAUCAGCCAGCUUCUCCAAGAAUGGAGGGAGAUGAACAGCGGUAAAGACUGCACAUUCCUGGAAACCUAUUAUGGGCUGGUGUCCUGCAGAAUCAUGACGUAUCUGGACGGGUUGAAAGCUUCGAGAGUCAACGCCGUUCAGAAAGAGGCUUUGUAUUUUUCUGACUAGAAGAAUCAAAUCAUAGCAUCUCCGUUUGGCUUCCUUGUGGGCUUACCCAAUCUUUCUUACUCCCCCUUCUUAUUGGUAUUAUUCUGUUGCUUUGCAUGUACACCGAGAGCUUCUCCAUCGGAGACAUAUUCCUUGUGUGUCUAAUCACCCUUGGCCAAAUAAAGGAUUCUAUUCUAUAUUCUAUUCUGCUGAUCAAGAGACUUACAAUUGAUCUUCCCACUUACAAUCGUUGCGGCAUCCCGUCAUGUGAUUAAAAUUGUUCAUUUCUCGUUCAGCACUACGUAACUGGAGGACUCCCUGUAUAAGGGUAGACGAUCACUUGACUAUGAGUGUGCAGCAGCAACCAAAAAUGCUAAUACGCUCCUGGGUUGUAUAAACAGAGGCAUAGAAUCAAGAUC
Molecule: messenger RNA, 1541 nt
Organism: Crotalus tigris (Tiger rattlesnake)
Lineage: Eukaryota; Metazoa; Chordata; Lepidosauria; Squamata; Viperidae
Gene: B3GALT9
Product: beta-1,3-galactosyltransferase 9
Exons: 1
Coding region: 1-1143 (380 amino acids)
Cellular component (GO): membrane
Molecular function (GO): hexosyltransferase activity
Source: RefSeq, a predicted model, not a curated record